This is a messenger RNA of Molossus molossus (Pallas's mastiff bat), 4824 nucleotides long. RefSeq names its product nucleoporin 153 (gene NUP153). Gene Ontology annotation, biological process: protein import into nucleus; RNA export from nucleus. The coding region runs from base 16 to 4317 and encodes 1433 amino acids. The transcript has 20 exons. Lineage: Eukaryota; Metazoa; Chordata; Mammalia; Chiroptera; Molossidae. Gene Ontology annotation, molecular function: structural constituent of nuclear pore. Gene Ontology annotation, cellular component: nuclear pore. The record is from RefSeq and is a predicted model, not a curated record.
AGGUCAGUAAAGAGGAUGUGGUUAGUUCUUGUUACCUGUUCAGUCUCCUUUCCGAUUUCCUUUUUGUGCAGAUUGUCAGGCCCAGAAAGUCAGCUCUGGAAGGUCAAGCUGCUUUUCUUAAUAGCCACCACAAAACACUUGAGCCCAUGGGCAAACCAGAACCUUGCCUCUGGAGGAAUCUACUGCCACCUCCUGGGCAUUCUUAGCAGGGUUACAGAAUCUGUUAAGAAUAUUGUGCCAGGAUGGUUACAGAGAUACUUCAACAAGAAUGAAGAUGUAUGCAGCUGCUCAACAGACACGAGAGAGGUACCACAGUGGCCGGAAAAUAGAGAAGAUGAUCAUCUGAUAUAUGCUGAUGAGGAAAGCGCUAAUAUUCAUGAUGGGAGACUCACUCCUGAGCCAACAGUCAGUAAUACAGGAGAACCCUCAACAACUAGUACUGCUUCAAAUUAUCCAGAUGUAUUAACAAGGCCUUCUCUUCAUCGGAGCCAUCUAAAUUUCUCCAUGUUGGAAUCUCCUUCAUUACACUGUCAGCCCUCCACAUCAUCGGCAUUCCCAAUUGGCAGUUCUGGAUUUUCCCUUGUAAAAGAAAUUAAAGAUUCUACCUCUCAGCAUGAUGAUGAUAACAUCUCAACUACCAGUGGGUUUUCUUCAAGAGCUUCUGAUAAAGAUAUAACUGUUUCAAAGAAUACUUCAGUGCCCGCUCUGUGGUCCCCAGAGGCUGAACGUCCUCAUGCACUCUCACAGCACACUGCCGCCAGCGCAAAGAAACCAGCAUUCAACUUGUCUGCCUUUGGAACUCUUUCUCCUUCACUUGGGAGUUCUUCAUUCCUUAAAACGAGUCAACUUGGAGAUUCUCCUUUUUAUCCUGGAAAAACAACAUAUGGUGGGGCAGCAGCUGCUGUAAGACAGACUAAACUACAAAACACACCGUAUCAGGCACCAUUCAGAAGACAGAUGAAAGCUAAGCAGCUCAAUGCAGAAUACUAUGGUGUGACUAGUUCAACAGCUCGGCGAAUACUGCAGUCUUUAGAGAAGAUGUCAAGCCCUUUAGCGGAUGCAAAAAGAAUUCCAUCUGUUGUUUCUUCUCCACUGAAUUCUCCUCUUGAUAGGAGUGCUAUAGAUACCACCACGGAUUUUCGGGCCAAAAGGGAAAAGGUGGUCUGUCAGUAUCCCCCAGUUCAGAGACUCAUGACUCCAAAGCAGGUAUCCAUAGCAGCAAAUCGAACUGCUUAUUUUAAACCAUCUCUAACCCCAUCUGGUGAAUUAAGGAAGACAAAUCAAAGAAUAGAUAAAAAACACAGUGAAAUGGAAGUACCAGUAUUACCGAAUAUCUCUCUACCCAUCACCAGUUCUUCACUGCCUACCUUCAAUUUUAGUUCUUCUGUGAUCACUUCUCCAUCACCAGUUAGUCCUGUACAGUCAUUAACAAAUAAGGUACAAAUGACCUCUUCAAAUAACACCAACAGUCCCAUGUUUAGAUUUUCAUCUCCAAUUGUAAAAUCUACUGAGGCAGAUGUACUACCUCCAUCAUCUAUUGGAUUUACAUUUAGUGUGCCCGUUGCAAAAACAGCAGAACUUUCUGGCUCUAGUAGUAUUUCAGAACCAAUUACAAGUAGUUCAGCUCAAGAUAUCACUGCAAUGAACAGUGCAAGCUGUAAGAAGCCAGAUGAAGACUGUGAGGGCCCUUUUAGACCUGCAAAGACCCUGAAAGAAGGAAGUGUCCUAGAUGUUUUGAAAAACCCCGGUUUCACAUCACCGAAGGCAGAUUCUCUUGCUGCUGAUCCUAUCACCACAAGCCCGGUAGUUUAUACAAGACCAGCAAUAAGUAGCUUUUCUUCUAGUGGAAUCGGGUUGGGGGAAAGUUUAAAAGCUGGAUCGUCAUGGCAGUGUGAUACUUGUCUACUCCAAAACAAAGUUACAGACAGCAAGUGUAUAGCCUGUCAAGCAACAAAAUUGCCACCAAGAGAUACUGCUAAACAGACUGGAGUUGGGACACCAAGUAAAAGUGGCAAACCAACUCUUUCCACAUCAGGGACAGGUUUUGGAGACAAAUUUAAACCAGCAGUAGGAACUUGGGAUUGUGAUACCUGUUUAGUGCAAAAUAAACCAGAAGCGAUAAAGUGCGUAGCUUGUGAAACACCGAAACCUGGAACUGGUGUUAAGCGAGUCCUUACUUUGCCAGUGGCUUCAGAGAAUGCUGUCACCGUGGCUGCUUCAUCUUCCAGCUGUACUGUGACCACUGGUGCCUUAGGAUUUGCAGAUAAAUUUACAAAGCCCAAGAGAUCGUGGGAGUGUCCAGUAUGCUGUGUUUCUAAUAAUCCAGAAGACAAUAAAUGUGUGUCCUGUAUGUCUGAGAAACCAGGCAGUUCAGUACCUGCGUCAAGUACCAGCUCUGUCCCUCCCUCUGUGUCUUCAGGAGGCUGCCUAGGAUUGGACAAGUUCAAGAAACCUGAGGGAAGCUGGGACUGUGAGGUGUGCCUAGUGCAGAAUAAAGCAGAUUCUACCAAAUGUGUAGCAUGUGAAAGCGCCAAGCCAGGCACAAAAUCUGAGUUUAAAGGCUUUGGCACAUCUUCAUCUUCGAACCCAACAGCCUCAUCCUUCAAAUUUGGUAUUCCAUCAUCCUCUUCUGAACCUUCUCAGACUUUAACAAGCCCUGGAAAUUUUAAAUUUGGAGAUCAAGGAGGCUUUAAAAUAGGUGUGUCAUCAGAUUCUGGGUCUUUAAACUCCAUGAGCGAAGGCUUUAAAUUUUCUAAACCAGUAGGAGAUUUUAAAUUUGGAGUUUCAUCUGAUUCUAAACCGGAAGAAGUUAAAAAGGACAGUAAGAAUGAUAAUAAUUUUAAGUUUGGACUUCCUUCUGGUUUAAGCAAUCCAGGUUCUUUAGCUCCAUUUCAGUUUGGAGUGUCUAAUCUUGGGCAGCAAGAAAAGAAGGAGGAACUGGCUAAACCUUCACCUGCAGGCUUUAGUUUUGGUACGGGUGUUAUUAACCCUGCUCCUGCUGCUGCUAACACCAUGGUGCCCUCUGAGAACAAGAGCAACUUCAGCUUUGGAACUAUCGAAACCAAGAGUGUCUCAGUGGCUCCUUUCACAUGUAAGACGUCCGAAGCAAAAAAAGAAGAAAUGCCUGCCGCCAAAGCAGGGUUCCCUUUUGGCAAUAUGGAACCUGCCCCUCUGCCAUCUGCCUCAUUGUUUGAUUUGGGAAGGACAGAAGAGAAACAACAAGAGCCUGUCACUUCUACUUCUCUAGUGUUUGGGAAGAAAGCUGACAAUGAAGAGCCAAAGUGUCAACCAGUAUUUUCCUUUGGGAAUUCAGAGCAAACCAAAGAUGAGAGUUCUUCCAAGUCGACCUUUAGUUUCAGUCUGGCAAAACCGUCUGAGAAGGAGUCCGAACAGCCAGCCACAAAGGCCACUUUUGCUUUUGGAGUUCAAACCAGUACGACAGCUGAUCAAGGUGGAACGAAGCCAGCUUUUAGUUUCUUGAACAAUUCCUCGAAUUCAAGUACACAAGCUACGUCAGCUGGUGGCAGCAUAUUUGGUAGUUCCACUUCCUCCAGUGCCCCGAUGGGUGCCUUUGUGUUUGGACAGGCCAGCAACCCUGUGAGCAGCUCUGCCUUUGGUAACCCUGCUGAGUCCAGUACAUCUCAGUCUUUGCUGUUUCCUCAAGAGAGCAAACCAGUAACCACAUCCAACACGGGUACAGCUGUUACCCCAUUUGUCUUUGGUCCAGGAGCCAGCAGUAAUAAUACUGCAACCUCUGGUUUUAACUUCGGAGCUACAACUACGUCUGGCUCUUCAGGAUGCUCCUUUGUGUUUGGCACUGGACCUUCAGCACCAUCUGCCAGUCCAGCAUUUGGUGCUAACCAAACCCCAACAUUUGGACAAAGUCAAGGUGCCAGCCAGCCUAAUCCCCCAGGCUUUGGAUCUAUAUCAUCUUCAGCAUUAUUUUCUGCUGGUUCUCAGCCUGCACCGCCUACGUUUGGGACAGUGUCAAGCAGUAGCCAGCCUCCUGUGUUUGGACAACAGCCUGGUCAGUCUGCAUUUGGCUCUGGAACAGCUCCAAAUUCCAGUUCAGUUUUCCAGUUUGGCAGCAGCACUACAAAUUUCAACUUCACAAACAACAAUCCGUCAGGAGUAUUCACAUUUGGUGCAAAUCCGAGCACAGCUGCAGCCUCAGCCCAGCCUUCUGGCUCAGGGAGCUUUACGUUUAAUCAGCCGUCAGCUUCAUUUACAGUGGGGUCAAAUGGGAAAAAUAUGUUCUCUUCUGGAACUUCAGUUCCUGGUCGCAAGAUAAAGACUGCUGUUAGACGCAGGAAAUAAAGGUCACAAGUUUUAACAAAAGCUGGUGUCCUGCUUUUAGAUACUGGAUUGUACUACAUGCUGGAGUUAUCUGAAGUCAAAUCUGUCUGCCUAAGGACUUCUUUGAUUUUAGAAUUUUCCUCUUUCUUUCUUUACAAAAGCCCCGCCGUCAUUUCUCGCUACACCGUUUUAAAACAAUAAUAGACUGAUGACUGACUCUUCAGCAAAAAUAUUUUAUGAUCCAGCAAAUUAUUCACUGAUUUGGCUUAGGCUGGCUGAAUUCAGGAAUGGAGCCCGCUCAGUGAAUGGCUUUGUAUAGAACCUCUUCGUCUGCACCAUUAUGUGCGUUGAUAUGCGUUUAUGGAACGCAUUGAUAAUUGUAAUUAUAUCUGAGGAAUUCUGUAUAGAUUAGAGGAUCUUGAAAUGAAUGAUUUCUAUGCUGAGUUUGUGCUGGUAUAUGUGUGAAGUGAGUGAGUUUGGGUGUAUUGUGCACUAAAAUUUUCUGAUAGAGGAAGCCUGAUUAAAGAA